Messenger RNA from Boeremia exigua, 1136 nucleotides. Its product is annotated as 3-oxo-5-alpha-steroid 4-dehydrogenase-like protein. Gene Ontology annotation, biological process: steroid metabolic process. Gene Ontology annotation, molecular function: 3-oxo-5-alpha-steroid 4-dehydrogenase activity. The record is from RefSeq and is a predicted model, not a curated record. Lineage: Eukaryota; Fungi; Ascomycota; Dothideomycetes; Pleosporales; Didymellaceae. The transcript has 3 exons. The coding region runs from base 138 to 1007 and encodes 289 amino acids. Gene Ontology annotation, cellular component: membrane.
GCUUGGCGCUAUAGCUCAGGUCGGCGUGACAUCACCAUUCGGCGGUACGAUGGCAGAUAAUUGAUUGAUCAUGAGCCCAUCGCAGCACGCGUCUUCCGCGCUCUUUUCAUCGUUGUUGUGUGCGAGCUAACAUCGUUAUGGCUAUCGUGCAGAACUGGUUGCCUCCGUCGCGUGAGAACUGGGAGUGGAUAUGCUACAUCUGGCAGUUCUUCCCGCUGAUCACAGCAGUCCAGUGGGUCAUUGACUGGUACCCUCAGGGCAAGACCUCCAUAGAAUCACGGUGGAACGUACCAGGCAAGAUAGGAUGGGCGACAAUGGAGUCCGCAGGGCCGAUAACCCUGCUGUACAUCUUCUUCACGCUGCCGAAGGAGUUGGGCAUCGAGGAGCUGCCGUGGGGUAACUGGACAAUGGCUGGUUGCUUUGUCAUACAUUACAUCUAUCGCGCCGUCCUCUCGCCGCUGUUCCUCAACCCAAGCAUGUCGCCCAUGAGUCCGCUCGUAUGCCUCAUGAUGCUCGCUUUCCAGCUCACCAACGCCAUUUCAAUCGGCGGCUACCUGUCUGGUUACGGGCCAACGACCGUUGCGGAUUACCGCUGGCAGGGACGCGCAGGGUGGAUGUUUCUGGGCUUGGUGCUCUGGUGCUGGGGGCUGCUAGGUAACAUGUUCCACGACGACGACCUACGCGAGAUCCGGCGAGCAGCAGAUCGGAAACAACGCAAGAACGCAGCGGAGCACAACAAGCCACUCGAGGGUGUGGACAAAGUGUACAUGAUCCCUAAGAACGGGCUGUUCAAGUAUGUCUUGUAUGCACACUACUUCUGUGAGUGGGUCGAGUGGGCGGGCUGGUGGAUGAUUGGAGGGCUCAACUGCCAGCCAGCUCGCACGUUUCUCGUCAACGAGGUCAGCACAAUGCUUCCUCGCGCGUUGCAGGGCAAGCGUUGGUACGUGGAGAAAUUCGGCAGAGACAAGGUCGGGAACCGAAAAGCCGUUGUUCCAGGCCUGGUGUAGGCUUGAGAUGAUCGGUGUAGGCUAGCAGUAUGGUACACUAAUAUCUAAGUACAUGUGCAAUCAUUGACUGCUGCACUAGCAGCCGUUGGUCAGGUGAGGAGCUCGUGAAGGGGAUUGUCAGGGUCGUUU